Molecule: messenger RNA, 3783 nt
Organism: Camponotus floridanus (Florida carpenter ant)
Lineage: Eukaryota; Metazoa; Arthropoda; Insecta; Hymenoptera; Formicidae
Gene: stc
Product: protein shuttle craft
Exons: 9
Coding region: 43-3621 (1192 amino acids)
Biological process (GO): negative regulation of transcription by RNA polymerase II
Cellular component (GO): nucleus
Molecular function (GO): zinc ion binding; RNA polymerase II transcription regulatory region sequence-specific DNA binding; DNA-binding transcription factor activity, RNA polymerase II-specific
Source: RefSeq, a predicted model, not a curated record
UUGGUAUUGCGUCAAGUUUCGCAUUGCUGUGUAAUAAUCGCGAUGGCCACUUGGGACGGCUCGUUCCCAGACGAUCCGAAUUAUUCCGCCCGAGACGCCUGUGCCACGCGAGACAACUGGAUGUACCUCGACGACAACUCGGCAUAUCUGCAAGACGUCUCCGCGAGGUGCUACUAUCCGGGAGCAGGUGGUCGACCAGUGUACGAGCAGGACGGAUCCGCCGACCCUUUCUAUCAGCAUCCGUCGAAUAUGGUGCCUUUAGAAAAUACCUAUCAGGAACACAUACUGCCAAGCACGUCGUCCGUCCCAGGCGGCUCGCAAACGUCGAAUAAUUCGCAUAAAGCGCCCUUCUUCCGUGACAAUCACAAGCCGAGAUCCAAGGGCAACAGAACGAUCAGCUUGACGACAUUCACUACGUCAAAAGGCGAUACCAUCCAGUCCAGCAUAGUGCAAAACUCAAAUUUACACGCUACAGCCAACGAAUUCGUGCCAAACAGUAUUAGAUUGAAUAAGAAGGACAGAUUUAGUAAAAAGGACGAUUAUAAUAACAUGGCUGGAGGUAGUUUUGAUGCGCAGGAUUUCAGGCCAAGAUCAUUUCACAAGUAUACAUCAGAUAAUAGAUACAAGGGUGAAAGACGCUAUGAUAAUAGAAGGGAUGUAAAUUAUUGGCAAAAGAAUCCACAAGAUGCACAAAUACCAUCAAGAUCUAAAUACAGGGAUACUCAGAGAAAUGGGAGAAAUUACAAUAAAUUUCAGAAUGGAAAAUAUUAUAAUAGAAGGUAUCAAUCAGAUGCAUUAUAUGUUGAACAAUAUGCUGAUGGAAAAGCUCGUACACCUACAACUGAACUCAGUGAUUCGUUUGAUAGCAAGGAAAAUAAACCCUCUGCUAAAGGAUUUCAGGAGAAUGACUCGUCUUCAGAUGUUGGUAAAAACAGAGAGGGUACAUGCAAGGAUAAUGACACAGAGAAAAAUACUUCCUUGCAAAUUCUUGAGACACAACGAAAUAAAUCUAAGCAAUUCACUGACCACACUAAUGCAUCUAAUUAUCAUAAAUAUAAUUAUAAAUAUAAACAUUAUUAUAAAUACAAUUCUGAUGAUGUACAGUCUGAAUCUGAUAAUAAAUAUAAAACUGCAGCUACAAAGUAUAUGCAUAAAAAAAACAAUGAGGUGACAGCAAAUCACAAAGAGAGGAACUUGGAAAAUUGGAGAGAUAAGACAGAAGAUAACGAGAUAGCACGAGUACAAGGAAAAAAUAUAAAGAAAAAACAUAAAAUUGAUGAUGAUGCUAGUCAAAGGGAAAGAUUGACAGAGCAAUUGAACAAGGGAAUAUUAGAAUGUUUAGUUUGUUAUGAGCAUAUCAAGCAAAGUGACUAUGUUUGGUCCUGUAGUAACUGUUGUCAUGUAUUACAUUUAAAAUGUAUUAAAAAAUGGGCUAAAUCGUCUCAGAGCGAGAACAGUUGGAAGUGCCCAGCCUGCCGGGAUAUUAGUUUUCUCGUACCAGAGGAUUAUUUCUGUUUUUGUGGAAAGAGAAAGAUGCCGGAAUGGAAUCGUAGGGACGUGGCACACUCGUGUGGCGAGAUCUGUGGUCGAAAUCUAUCCAAGAACAAUUGUACACACAAAUGUAAUCUGCUCUGCCAUCCCGGCUCUUGUCCACAAUGCGUGACGAUGGUGACCAAGUAUUGUGGCUGCGGAAAAAUGUCGAAAAUACUGCUGUGCAGCGGUCAGCAAUUAUUGCAGUGCGAUUCGAUAUGUGAAAAGAACUUGUCAUGCGGCAAACAUACCUGUCGGAGAAAGUGUCAUCAGGGAGAAUGCGGGCCUUGCGACAAAACCGUGCAACAAACCUGUUUUUGUGGUAAAAAUACUCAGGAGGUACCUUGCCGAGCUAAUGUCACAGAUACAUAUUCCUGUAAUAAUAUUUGUAACAAACCAUUGGAUUGUGAGAAACAUUAUUGCCAAAAAAUCUGCCAUUCGGAAGCAUGCGAACCUUGCUCCUUGACGCCCGAGAGAGUCACGACGUGCUGUUGUGGUCAGACACCAUUAACAGAAAAGAGAGAAAGUUGCUUGGAUCCUGUGCCUACCUGUGACAAAAUCUGUUCUAAACGUUUGAAGUGCGGCCAGCCUAGUAAUCCACACAUCUGCAAGGCACUAUGUCACGUCGAUGAAUGUCCGGACUGCGAUUUGAACACCAAUGUCAAGUGUCGAUGCGGUAACAUGGACCGCGAGAUCGCUUGCAAGGACCUGACGAGUAAAGCCGACGAUGCGCGCUGCGAAAAGCGUUGCAAGAAGAAACGAUCUUGCGGCAAACAUUACUGCAAUCAGCUAUGUUGCAUCGAUAUCGAGCACAUCUGUCCAUUGCCAUGUUCGAAAACAUUGAGCUGCGGUCGGCACAAGUGUCAAGAGAGAUGUCACAUGGGGAGAUGUUCGUCUUGUUGGCAGAGUAGUUUCGAAGAGCUGUACUGCGAAUGCGAUGCUGAGGUGAUCUAUCCACCAGUACCGUGCGGGACGAGAAGGCCCGCUUGCAAUCGACCAUGUUCCCGCGAGCAUUCCUGCGAUCACGAGGUGCUGCACAAUUGUCACAGCGAGCCCACGUGUCCGCCUUGUGGCGUUUUGACUCAGAGAUGGUGCCACGGUAAACACGAACUUAGGAAAGCUGUACCGUGCCACGUAAAGGAGAUCUCGUGCGGUUUAUCGUGUAACAAGCCACUGACAUGCGGACGGCAUAAGUGCAUCACAAUGUGUCACGCCGGGCCGUGUGAAAGACCCGAACAACAAUGUAUACAACCUUGUAACACAACGAGGGAACUGUGCGGACAUAUCUGUGCUGCUCCAUGCCACGAAGGCAAGUGUCCAGAUAUGCCUUGCAAAGAGAUGGUUAAGGUUACAUGUCAGUGUGGACACAGAACUAUGAGUCGUGUUUGCGCGGAUAAUGCACGAGAAUAUCAACGAAUAGCGAGCAACAUACUAGCCAGUAAAAUGGCCGAUAUGCAACUCGGUCAUUCCGUCGAUUUAGAAGAAGUAUUCGGGCAAGGCGCAAAGAAACAGAAUCAGCUAAAGACCUUGGAAUGCAAUGAUGAGUGUAAAACAAUAGAGAGAAACAGGAGACUUGCACUGGGAUUACAAAUCGUCAAUCCUGAUUUGAGCGGCAAGUUAAUGCCCAGAUAUACAGAUUACAUGAAACAAUGGGUCAAGAAAGAUCCGCAUUUUUGCCAAAUGGUUCAUGACAAAUUGACGGAAUUGGUCCAAAAAGCGAAAACAUCUAAGCAGAAAUCUCGAAGUUAUUCAUUCGAUGUUAUGAACAGAGAAAAGCGCCAUUUCGUGCAUGAGUCAUGUCAACACUUUGGUUGCGAGAGUCAAGCAUAUGACGAGGAACCGAAAAGAAAUGUCGUUGCCACUGCUGUGAAAGAUAAGUGUUGGCUACCAAGCUAUAGUUUAUUAGAAGUGGUGCAGCGGGAGAAAGGACAAAGAAAAGUUCCAGGACCGGUACUUAACGCUUCUAAGGGAAAUAAUUCUACAAAGACUGUUCUUUCGUUACCCGUAAAACAGAAUCAGAAAUCAUUACCAUCACCAUCAACUGCAAAAACAUCUGAUAAAGAGAUAGAUUACUUCGACUAUCAAGGAUGAAUCGGUAAAUAAUUAAUGUAUAGCAUACAACUGUAUAAUGAGCUGUAUAAUGUGUAUCAUAAAUGAAGUUCUGAUACAAUUGUAAUUAUACAAUGAAUAUGGUGAUUUUGUAAGUAGAAAUGUAAAACAUUAUAUUGUUAUCAGUCAUUUUCGAUUUGUUUU